Oncorhynchus tshawytscha (Chinook salmon) is the source of this 3664-nucleotide messenger RNA. Its product is annotated as protein QNR-71-like. Gene Ontology annotation, biological process: cell adhesion. The transcript is spliced from 12 exons. The record is from RefSeq and is a predicted model, not a curated record. The coding region runs from base 1 to 2022 and encodes 673 amino acids. Gene Ontology annotation, molecular function: integrin binding. Lineage: Eukaryota; Metazoa; Chordata; Actinopteri; Salmoniformes; Salmonidae.
AUGCGGGGGAAGAAAGGGAGAAUACGUGUGUGCGUGAAGGAGCAGUUCUGUUUUUGGUGGGGUCUGCGUGAGGUGCAGCUUUUUAUUAAAGUCGAAAUGGGAGCUUUACAUUAUGUGUGUGUUCUGGCUUGCACUGUUUUCGUUUCUCAAGCAAAUGGACUCAAAACUUACCGGGACAUGUUCCCUCACAAGCAUUCAUUGUCGAUGAAGUUCCCGCCGAUCCCUGGUUGGAGCCCAGACAGCAACCCGUGGGAUGACUAUAUCUACCCGCCCUUUGGUCCCAAGGAACUAACGCGGAGAAAAGGUAAGCCCGUCAAAGUGCGCCUGACCAGCGACAGUCCAGCAAUCAAAGGUUCUGUGGUGUCAUUCACUGCCAAGCUGGAGUACCCGCCAUGUCAGAAGGAGGACACCAACGGGGAGCUGGUGUGGGAUGAGCACUGUCCAGAUGCUAACAGUCAGCUUAAGUCUGGCUAUGUAUUUAACUGGACCUCCUGGCUAGAUGACUACGGCUUUGGAAAGUGUACUGACCUGAAGAGAUGUAACGUCUUCCCAGAUGGGAAACCCUUCCCUCAGAGCAACGACUGGAGACACAAGGGCUACGUCUACGUAUGGCACUCCAUGGGUCAGUACUCUGAGACGUGUGAUGGCUCCUCUUCCACCCUAACAGUGAACACCAGUGACAUAAUUUUGGGGGCGGAGCUGAUGGAGGUCAUGGUGUACAGGAAACGCGAGCGCAGGAAGUACAGCCCCCUGGCCACCGACAAGGCAGUCUUCUUUGUCACAGACAAGAUCCCAGUGGCUGUGAAUAUUUCCCAGAAGGCAUCAGCCAACCUGUCGGACAGCGUAUUUGUGCGUGGCGAGGAAGUUGUGUUCAGUGUGUCCGUUCACGACCCUAGUGACUACCUGAAGACCGCAGACGCCGUCGACUACAUCUGGGACUUCAAGGACGGCAACCAGCUGGUCACCCAUAGCAACGUAGCCACUCACUCCUACAGUGCGGUAGGAGAUGUCAACGUGAAGCUGAGGGUGGAGGCGGCGUUCAAGAUCCCAUGUCCUCCGCCCACGCAAACUACAGCGGCCCACACACCUCCCCCUGGCACUCAUGCCAUCACUCGCAAAAUGGAGACAACCCAUGGUUUUGUGCCAGUCACCACUGCCAGACCCGCCUCCAACACACCUGUUCCUAUGACUACAGGCUUCCCGACAACAGAGCCCCUCCCCCCGACGGUUGCUGACGUAACCUUGGCGCUGUUCAACCCGAUACAACUUUUUGCACAGUUCUUGCUAGCUGGCCCCACCCCCAUGUCCCUGCCCACUGGCCCUACUCCAAUGUCCCUGCCGGCUGGCCCCACCCCCAUGGCCCAGCUCCGCUACGCACAUCUGGCAGGCAAUGAUUGCUUCCGGUACUUCUACGGAACCUUCCAGACCAACAUCACCAUUAUUGAACCCAAGCACUUCAUCAACAGCCAGCCAGCCAAUCGGAUCCUGGACGUGUUUGCUGCCAAGGUCACCAACACUGACAUAAGCUUCCUGGUCAAGUGCCUGGGCAGCACUCCCACCUCAGCCUGCACCAUCGUCUCGGACCCCUCUUGCCAGCAGGUGAGGAACAUCGUGUGUGAUGACGUGCCCCCAUCGUCGGAGUGCGAGGUGCGCCUGCGGAGGACCUUCCUGGAGCCAGGGACCUACUGUGUCAACAUCACCCUGGAGGACGCCAGCAGUCUGGCCCUAACCAUCACCACCACCAUCACCAUAAGCAACACUGACCCUGACACACCCGAGUCUAAAGCUCCUCAUGCUGCAGAGGUUGUCCUCUCCUCCAGUGCUAUUCUGGUAGCCAUCUUUGCCUUCACUGCCUUCAUGGUCUACAAGCGCUAUAAAGUCUACAAGCGGGUGAGGAGGUCCCUGGUGGAGGACGCCAGUGGCCAUGUUGGUGUUGGGGGUCGUAUGGGCCGGCUGAGGGAGGUAAUAUUCCCCACCAACGAGGAGAGUCGCCGCCUGCUGUCGGACAGACACCCCAUGUAGACCCAUCGAUGGUACUACAGCCACAGGCUGCAAAUUUGAAAAUGUGAAACAUUUUGAAAGGUGCAGAUAGAAAUAACUGGAUUCGCUUUCGUACCUGACAGACAAGCAUAUCUGUUCUACACAAUACAUUUCUAUCUCAAUGUUCUGCAACUUUAUAUAAUCCUUAACAGGCCCCAGGAUUUUUACUCAGAGGUUCUUCAGUACCAAGUUUAAUUUUAGCACGUUCAUAAAUGCAUCACAAAGAAGAUAUCUAUACCAAUAACUAAGAGAACUAACAACUGUUAAUAAGAUAGCAAGAGGAACAUUUAACUUUUGAUAUGAAAAUACUCGUGCCUUUUCUGUUUAGUUGACUUUGUUGUAGAAAAGUAUGUCUAUAGGAAGUCUACACCCACCCUUCACAUUUUGUGUUACAAAGUGGGAUUAAAAUGGAUUUCAUUGUAAUUGUCAACAGCCUACACAAAGGGUAUAUAUUUUAAAGAUCAAUGAAAAAUAAAACACUAACAUACCUUGAUUGGAUAAGUAUUCACCCCGAGUCAAUACAUGUUAGAAUCACCUGUAGCGGUGAUUACAGCUUUGCACACCUGUAGUGCAAUAUUUUCCCAUAAAAAAAAUAUUCAAGCUCUGUCAAGGUGUUGAGGAUCAGGGCUAGACAGCCAUAGUUGUUCAAGCUCUGUGAAGGUGUUGAGGAUCAGGGCUAGACAGCCAUAGUUGUUCAAGCUCUGUGAAGGUGUUGAGGAUCAGGGCUAGACAGCCAUAGUUGUUCAAGCUCUGUGAAGGUGUUGAGGAUCAGGGCUAGACAGCCAUAGUUGUUCAAGCUCUGUGAAGGUGUUGAGGAUCAGGGCUAGACAGCCAUAGUUGUUCAAGCUCUGUGAAGGUGUUGAGGAUCAGGGAUAGACAGCCAUAGUUGUUCAAGCUCUGUGGGGGUGUUGAGGAUCAGGGAUAGACAGCCAUAGUUGUUCAAGCUCUGUGGGGGUGUUGAGGAUCAGGGAUAGACAGCCAUAGUUGUUCAAGCUCUGUGGGGGUGUUGAGGAUCAGGGAUAGACAGCCAUAGUUGUUCAAGCUCUGUGGGGGUGUUGAGGAUCAGGGCUAGACAGCCAUAGUUGUUCAAGCUCUGUGAAGGUGUUGAGGAUCAGGGCUAGACAGCCAUAGUUGUUCAAGCUCUGAAGGUGUUGAGGAUCAGGGCUAGACAGCCAUAGUUGUUCAAGCUCUGUGAAGGUGUUGAGGAUCAGGGAUAGGCAGCCAUAGUUGUUCAAGCAGAUAAGUGUAACUUGAUAGCUCAGGAACAUUCACCGUCUUCUUGGUAACUCCAGUGGACAUUUGGGCUUAAUGUCCUGCUGAAAGGUUAGUUAAUUGUCCAGUGUCUGGUAGAAAGCAGACUGAAGCAGGUUUUCCUCUAGGAUUUUGCCUGUGCUUAGCUCCAUCCCAUUUCUUUUCACGGAAUUUGCCAAUGUCAAGCAGACCCAUUACAUGAUGCAGCCACCAUGCUUAAAAAUGAGUGAUGUGUUUGCUCCAAACAUAAGGCUUCGCAUUUAGGCCAAAAAGUGUAUUUUAUUGUUUUGUUGCAUACAGGAUGCAUGUUUAAGAAUAUUUGUGUUCUUUACACUGGUCUUACACAGUGCAUUAAACUAUUCAGACCCCUUGA